Molecule: messenger RNA, 1626 nt
Organism: Andrographis paniculata
Lineage: Eukaryota; Viridiplantae; Streptophyta; Magnoliopsida; Lamiales; Acanthaceae
Product: pyruvate, phosphate dikinase regulatory protein 2-like
Exons: 5
Coding region: 156-1382 (408 amino acids)
Molecular function (GO): transferase activity, transferring phosphorus-containing groups; ATP binding
Source: RefSeq, a predicted model, not a curated record
GGUAAUAUUUAAACCCUCGCUGAUAUUUUUCAUAAAUUCCGCUUAAAAUCAGCGCAAGCGAUAAGGUCAUGUGACCGUCGGAAGCUGACGUCAUUCGACGAGUCACCGGUCGGAAAACGACACUCGGCUCGUACGCGAUCCAAUCAAUUGAUGCAAUGAUUUCGUCCGCAACGUUAUCUCUAUCAAGCAUCCCGCCGGCGGGGACGCCGGCGGGCGCCACGCCUUCACCGCAGUCCAAUUCCUGCGCUCCGUCGCCUGCUAGCUCUGAACCGCUCUCUCCCGGCGAACCCCACGGUCGGAGGAUCAAAUCGAGCUCUCGGCUAAGCCGGUGGUCUCGGGCCCGGGCGGUUCGGUCCGGGAGGAAACUGAACCGGACGGUUCAGAGACCGGCGGAUCUGAGGACGGCGCCUAAUUCUCCGGCCGACGCCGCCGGCGACGGCGAGAGCGGUUACGAAAGCGAGUCGGCGUCUCCCGGCGGGAGCGACGGGGAGCAGGUGAAGGAGGCGGCGAAGUCGAUUUACAUGGUCUCCGAUGGGACGGGGUGGACGGUGGAGAACUCCGUCAACGCGGCGCUGGGGCAGUUCGAGCACUGCUUGGUCGACCGGGGAUGCGCCGUCAGCACGCAUCUGUUCUCAGGGAUCGACGACAUCGAGCGCUUGCUCGAAGUCGUAGCUCAGGCCGCAAAGGAAGGCGCGAUGCUCGUCUACACUCUAGCCGAUCCAUCGAUGGCUGAAUCCGCCCGGCAAGCCUGCGACCAUUGGGGGGUGACGUCGCUCGACGUUCUUGGCCCCAUAACGGAGUCCAUUGCCACCCAUUUAGGUGUCUCGCCAUCGGGCCUUUCCCGGUGGGCGCCGGGCCGGACAUCUUCGCUCGGGGAGGAGUACUUCAAUCGAAUUGAAGCAAUUGAGUUCACAAUCAAGCAAGAUGAUGGCGCCCUACCGGAAAAUCUUCGCAAUGCCGACAUUAUCCUCACCGGCGUGUCGCGAACGGGGAAGACGCCGUUGUCGAUCUACUUAGCGCAAAAAGGAUACAAAGUGGCAAAUGUACCGAUUGUAAUGAACGUCGACUUGCCGAGGAGUCUUUUCGAGGUCGAUCCGGAGAAGGUGUUUGCGUUGACUAUAAACCCGGUCGUGUUGCACACGAUCAGACGGGCUCGUGCUAAGACAAUGGGGUUCGGCGAAGACACAUGGAAUGGGUACUCGGAUAUGGAUCAUGUUAGAAAAGAGCUCGACUAUGCGAGUCGAAUAUUCAGUCAGAAUCCGACCUGGCCUGUGAUAGAGGUUACAGGGAAGGCGAUUGAAGAGACGGCUGCGAUUCUGCUGAGGCUUUACCAUGACAGGAAGAGCAAGUGCACGAUGCCGAGGAUUUCGCGGCGCUACUAGGAAAAUGUUGCGAAAAUGUUUCGGGUUUUUCGAGCAUUUUCCUCGUCUCGACGAGUACUGUGGAUAAUGAGUUGUGUCGAAGAAAUAUAGGAUUGUGGUGUUGUAGGAAAUGGACAUGUUUAGUUACUUCGAAGAUGUUUGAGAUCUUGUUGUAUCUAUAGGGUUUGCUUGGGUUGCGACGACCGCCCUAAUAUUGUAUUUUUUUAAUAUUUAUAAAAAUUGUGUCAUCAAAAAAUAUGAUAGG